Messenger RNA from Hypoxylon trugodes, 600 nucleotides. Its product is annotated as DUF1770-domain-containing protein. The record is from RefSeq and is a predicted model, not a curated record. Gene Ontology annotation, biological process: mitophagy. The transcript is spliced from 2 exons. Bases 1 to 600 code for a protein of 199 amino acids. NCBI's taxonomy places the organism in Eukaryota, Fungi, Ascomycota, Sordariomycetes, Xylariales, Hypoxylaceae. Gene Ontology annotation, molecular function: mitochondrion autophagosome adaptor activity.
AUGGCAGCAAGUAUACCAACACAGAUCGCAGAAACGAUCCAAACCGCACACAUCCAACGAGAUCCAUCCCCACGGCACGAUCUAAACCCAUCUUCAUCCAUCUCAGAGAAGGAGCCCGUGCGUUUACACGAUGCACCCCGCCAACAUCGACCUCGUCGCCGUCGAAGUAGUCGGAACGAUUCCAUUGACGAGAUAGACGAUGAUGACUUAGAUGAUGAGGAGUUGGAUGAUUUGGAUGAGGAUGAGGAUGAGGACGAUGAGAUCCCGAUUAGUGUGCUGAGACCUCGACCUAGAUCCCGCAAUUUUGCGCCGAUGCCGGAUUUGAGGUUCGAGCAGAGUUAUUUGCAUAGUAUUGCGAAGGCGGAUACGUGGUGGAAGGUUGCGUGGAUUACGGUUAGGGAUCAGAUGAUGAUGCCCUUCGCCCAAGGCGUCCUCUACAACCUCGCGAUCUGCGGCUGGCACCACUGGAACAAGAACGCGCGACUCAGCGGAAAUACGACCGGUGCUCGACUCCGACGGUGGUGGUACGGCGUUAAUAACUGGCCUUUACCUAAGAAUGCUACUACUACGACCACAAGAAGGACUAGAUUGAGGGCGUGA